Carica papaya (papaya) is the source of this 1508-nucleotide messenger RNA. The record is from RefSeq and is a predicted model, not a curated record. Lineage: Eukaryota; Viridiplantae; Streptophyta; Magnoliopsida; Brassicales; Caricaceae.
AAUAAAUUAUGCUUUUUAAUAAAUACCGUUUCAAAUCGGGAAACUUAGCCUGCCAACCCACUCUUCCACGCGCAAACCUUCCCUCUUGAAUAAACAAAACCUACCACAAGCUUUAAGCAAAUCAACAAUGGCGACGCCCAACCCCCAGCAGAUCCAACAAUUCCUUUCCUCCGUUCUCUCGCAGCGCGGCCCCUCCUCCCUCCCAUAUGCCGAGACCUACAAGUACCAGAUUCGCAAGCACCUUCUCGACCUCAUCGCCGUCUACCCAGCUCUCGAGCCCAAAACCUCCACCUUCACCCACAAUGAUGGCCGCACAGUCAACCUACUCCAGGCCGAGGGCACCAUUCCUAUGCUCUUUCAGGGUGUCACCUACAACAUACCGAUUAUUAUUUGGCUUCUCGACACCUACCCUAUUCACCCUCCUUGCGUUUAUCUUAACCCAACUCGCGAUAUGAUUAUCAAACGCCCACAUCCUUAUGUUACCCCCUCUGGUCUUGUCUCCAUUCCUUAUCUUCAUAACUGGGUUUAUCCUUCUUCCAACCUUCUUGAUCUCGCUAGUAAUCUCUCCGCCUUUUUCUCUCGCGACCCACCUCUCUACUCCCAGCGCCGACUCCAGACUCCUUCCUCUUUUUCCGCUUCCUCCUCUGGUUAUGGAUCUGUUGGACAAUCCCCCUCUCCCGCGGUUUCCAGUCAUGUUCUCGUUCAGCAGCCGCCCAAGGCCUUCCCGCCGUCGCCCUACGGGGGAAGCGUCGCCGCCGGGAUGGUUCGCCAGGAGCAGCAGAAGACAGAUGAGGCGGGGGAGGUGUCCAGGAGGAACGCUAUGAAUAAGAUCGUAGAGAUGGCUCACGGAGACCUGGUGGCGAUGAGGACAGUGAGGGAAGCUGAAACAGAAGGGCUGUUGAGCGCGCAGGCUGUGCUGAAGACGAGAGAAGAGAGAAUCAAUAAAGGGUUGAAGGAGAUGCAGGAUGAGAAAGAAGGGUUGGAGCAGCAGUUGCAAUUGGUGUUGAUGAACACCGAUGUGUUGGAGGCUUGGAUCAAGGAAAACGAGAGCAAGACGAAGAAACUCGAAGAUCUUGAUGCCGGAGAUAAUACAUUUGCUUGCAUAGACGCUUUGUCAAACCAAAUGUUGGAUUGCACAGCCGCUGAUUUGGCUAUUGAGGAUGUGGUAUAUUCCUUGGACAAGGCCCUUCAGGAAGGUGCAGUGCCUUUUGAUCAGUACUUGAGGAACGUGAGAUUGUUGUCUAGAGAACAAUUCUUCCAUCGGGCCACAGCUUCCAAAGUUAGCGCCCACCAGAUGCAGUCUCAGGUUUCUGCCAUGGCUGCUAGGUUGCACCAUUAUGUCUCAUGAAACUCCAGGCUUCUGGGUUUGUAUAUAGUCAUUGUGGAAAAUUUGCAACUUUACACGAUUAAUCUUUUAUGAUAUAGUUACUUGUUGUUUGUUCUUUCAAAACGAUAAAUUUUGAUAUUAAUUAUACAUUUGCAUUUAUAGAAGGUGAUACUGCUGGAAA